This is a messenger RNA of Blepharisma stoltei, 2044 nucleotides long. NCBI's taxonomy places the organism in Eukaryota, Ciliophora, Heterotrichea, Heterotrichida, Blepharismidae. The record is from the annotation of a GenBank genome assembly.
AUGGGCUGCAGCAUCAAUACACGAAUGAAACGACCACAAAUCACUGAUGUACCACGCAUAAGCCAAGUCGGGGAAAUACAAAUCAAAAAGGACCAAUUUGUACAAGAAAAUCAGCAUCGUUUCGCUGAGGUCUACCAAAUAGGAGAAAGCUUAGGUUCUGGGGCUUUUGGCGAAGUUAAAAUUUGCUUCCAAAGAGACACAAGACAAAAACGAGCUGUGAAAAUUAUGAGGAAAGACCUUAUGAAAAGUGAAAGCAAGCGAGACGACUUGGAAAAAGAAAUCAGUAUUUUAAGAUCAAUGGACCAUCCGAAUAUAGUAAGACUAUAUGAGUUUUUCGAAGAUCAAAAAAGAAUUUAUACCUGUCAGGGUGUUAGGGUGUUAGAGUGUUAAAAAUUCUUAGACUAAGCUUGAUAAAUAUUAAUUUUUUUAAAAAGUUAUAUUAAAUAGGCAUACAUUGUUAUGGAGCAUUGUGCUGGUGGUGAACUGUUUGAUGAGAUCAUUAAAAGAAAAAAUUUCCAAGAAGUCCAUGCAGCACAGAUUAUGUAUCAGUUAUUUUCUGCCGUUGCAUACUUGCAUAGCCACCAUGUUAUACAUCGAGAUUUAAAGCCAGAAAAUAUUUUAUUAGAAGAAAGUAACGACACUUUGAAUAUAAAACUUAUUGAUUUUGGCACAGCUGUUAUGUCAAAUAAUAAAAUAAAAGACGCAAUGGGAACUGCCUACUAUAUUGCACCUGAAGUUUUAAGUGGCCAAUAUAGCGAAAAAUGUGACAUGUGAAGUUGUGGGGUUAUUUUGUAUAUAUUAUUAUCAGGUAGGCCUCCUUUUGACGGCAGAGAUGACUCGGAAAUACUCAUAAUUAAAAUAUGGCGACAUUUUGGUUUCCGAUUGAAGAUUUUUAUCUAGCAUAUUUUAAUUUAGAGAUUUGUUUCACGUAGUGAAAUUACCCCAGCUGAGUCAGGGAAGUAAGGGCUGAGAGCUUUCCUAUCGAACCCCUGACAUUAGAGAAUUUUAUUUCAUAUCCUACUCCAGGUAAGAAGACAUGGAAAUUUAGAGUGCCUGAGAUUUUUUAAGACUGGCAUCCUCAUUAUUGAAUGAGAGAAGAAGAUCAAUGCUGCCGCACUUUGGAAAGCUGAUAGAAAAUGGAAUGAAUGCGCCAUGCAGCUUUAAAGGCAUCUGUAUCAGCAGGCUACCUAGGAUUUUCGCUAAACGUGAUAGAUUUAAUUAAGACUAAGACUCGGAAAUAGUCAACAAAGCUCAAAUCGGGAAAUUUGAUAUAAUAGAUGAUCCAUGGGGAAGGAUUUCCAAUGAAGCCAAAAAUUUAAUAACCGGGCUUCUCUGCAAAGCAGAGUCCAGACUGUCAGCUUCUCAAUGCCUCCAACACCCUUGGAUUACUUCAAGAGCCCAUCGACCUAUUGCUACCGAAGAAAUCAUACAAGUCGUCAUGAGAAAUCUGACGACUUUUCAUAAUUCCAAUAAACUGCGUGACGCUGUAAAUACAUUUAUAGCUUCUCAAUGCAUUUCUAUGCAGGAUACACGACUUCUGCGUGAAGUAUUUAGAAGUAUGGAUAAAAACGGGGACGGCAAAUUAAGUAGAGAAGAAUUGAUGGAGCAAUAUGUAUGGUCGCUCGGGGAGGCUGAUGCAGAAAUUGAAGUAACUCCUAUUAUUUUAUAUAUAAAAAAUUUCCAAAAUAUUAAUAAAUAAAUAAAAAUAAAUUAAUUUUUGUGAAUAUUAAUGAAUUUCUAUAUAAAUAGAAUUAUGGAAGAGGUUGAUGCAGACCAUAAUGGGUAUAUAGACUAUACAGAAUUUUUAAAAGCCACACUGGAUAUGAAAAAAUUGCUAUCCAGCGACAACUUAAAACAAGCUUUUAGGAUGUUUGAUAGAGAUGGAAGUGGCAGUAUUUCGGCUGCUGAGCUGAAAAAAAUACUAGAAGGGGGAGUAAUCAGCGAUGAUAAAGUAUGGGAUGAUUUAAUUGUACAGGCAGAUCAAAAUGGAGAUGGAGAAAUUGAUUUGCAGGAAUUUCAGGAUGUAAUUUUAUCAAAAGUUUAG